Molecule: messenger RNA, 1857 nt
Organism: Scatophagus argus
Lineage: Eukaryota; Metazoa; Chordata; Actinopteri; Scatophagidae
Product: protein mono-ADP-ribosyltransferase PARP11-like
Exons: 8
Coding region: 246-1280 (344 amino acids)
Molecular function (GO): NAD+ poly-ADP-ribosyltransferase activity
Source: RefSeq, a predicted model, not a curated record
AGGAAGACGAAAAUGUUCUGUAGCGUUAGUCAUCGACUCUCAUUCCAGUUCUUUGAUUGCUGUAGUAAUAUAUUCUUAAUGCAUGGAGGAUUUAUAUCCCGGUAAAGGCAGGGACCCAGUUAGGGACAGGCCGAAAACUGGUAAGACACCCUUGGAGUUGAGACGAGUCGGGUGCGGCAGCUGCUAAUGAUAGCUAGCUCGACAUGGCAGUUUCCUGUAUUAUUUGAAUUUGUUUACAGGAUGAAAUGCCCUCACGACCAUGGCUUAAAAACAUCUCCUUGACGUUAGAUUUAGCUAUGUUAGCCAUCAGAUCGUCAGAGGAGGAGUCCACUGAGACUGAGGAGAUGGACACCUCAGAGCCCAACUGGUGCUGGUUCUACUUGGCUGAGUGUGGAGUGUGGCACAUGUUUGAGAUUGAUCCCAGUGCAGCCUGUUCUGUGACAAGUGCUCAGAUUGAGCAAUGCUACAACAGAAACCAACGAGGUGUCAUGGAGUUCUACACAGCGAAGUACACCUACAGACUGGACUUCUCAGUUAUGCGGCAGAUAAAUGUAACAACAGGGAAACAGCGACCAAUCAAACGCUCCCUCCACUCUGCAACUGGCUUCAGGUUUAUUUGUGAUAAUCUUGCCUUGCCAGUGCCAUGUCAUUGGGAGAGAAUCAAUACAGACGAGCCCUAUCAGCUCAUCCAGCUCGGAAGAGACACCUAUGAGUUUAAAGAAGUGGCCAGACUGUAUGAAAGGACUAUGGAUCAUCCAAUCAAAUCCAUCCAGAGGAUUCAGAACCUGGACUUAUGGGAAUUCUUCUGCAGGAAGAAAACACAGUUGCGAAAAGUCAAGCGCACAUUGGAUAUUGAGGAGCGAAUGCUGUUUCAUGGCACAGGACACAGCAACAUACAAGCUAUAUGUACAUUUAACUUUGACUGGCGGCUGACAGGAAGCCAUGGCGAUGUCUAUGGCAAAGGGAGCUACUUCGCCCGAGAUGCCAAAUACUCCAGUAAAUUCUGUCACACCACGGGGAAGCACAACACCACCCUGCAGAGACAUGGGCUCGCCCCACCAAUAUUUGCUAGUGAGCCACCCUACAAGACCAUGUUCCUGGCCAGAGUGCUUGUUGGAGAAUACACAGUCGGUCAUCCCAUGUACUGCAGACCACCCUCCAAGGAUGCCAGCUUCACCAAUUUUUAUGACAGUUGUGUGGAUGAUAUGGCCAAUCCAAAGAUUUAUGUCAUUUUUGACAGCAAUCAGAUUUACCCAGAGUAUCUGAUCGAAUUCUACUGAAACCUGUAUGUGCUUUUUUAAGAAAGGUUGGGUCUAGAACAUGGAAGUAUUCUGGAUAUUCAGGAUGAGAUAGAAAAAAGCUAAAGGGACUUUUGCUCGGGAGCACGAGCAAUCUAAAGUGCCUUUGGGAUAUUGGAAAAUUAAAAAGACAGUAAAGACUUUGUCUACAGCUUGUGUACUGUCCAGUAUAUUGUGAGAGGCCUGCUUUCUGGUUGGGAUGUUUCUGUGACAUAAAAAAAGGAUGAAAAUACUGACUGACAGUCAGUUCUUUUGGUGAAUUUGAAUUAAAUGCAGAAUCUGUGCCUGCUUGUUCAAUAUCAGUGCACAGGUGUUUAAAAUUUGAGUGGCACUUGCAGCCUGUAGGUUAUAGGUGAUGUCUUGCCAUCAGCCACAGCCCUUCAUCCAUAGUGCCACGCAUGAGCUUAUUUACAAGCCAUGUCUACAUGGUCCCAAACAACAAAACCAAAAACCAUAACAUGUUCCCACUUACUCAUUUAGCACCGUUAGUUAGUGACAUUGACAUUUCUGUGUACCAAGUACAAUGUAUUAGGUAGGCAUGGAUUUUUAUUUUUUUGUU